CCACUGCGUGUGCUCCGGGUGCCGCGUGUUCCUGAGCAGGACCCGCCUCUGGAGGUGCACCGUGUGCUACGAGGGCAGAAACGUGAGGAUAAAAUCCGGAGAAUGGUUCUUUGAGGAACGGGCCAAGAAAUUUCCAACUGAAGGCAGGCGCGAGACCGCCGGGGCUAAAAUCCUGCAAUCUUAUCAGCGGCUGAGCAGCAAAAUUUCCGUGGUUCCUCCCACCCCACCUCCGCUCAGUGAGAGCUGGUGCAGUGGCAGCCCUGGCAGGUUACAGGAACUUGGUCAGUUUAAAGGAUUUAAUAAGUCCGUGGAAAAUUUGUUUCUGUCUGUUACCACUCACAUGAAAAAACUCUCCAAGUCCCAGAACGACAUGACCUCGGACAAGCAGCUCCUCAGCACGGGCCCCAGGCCGGGCGCCAGCCGGACGGAGCGGCGCAGCCAGAGUGACACUGCCAUCAACGCCACCACCAGGAAGGUCAGCGCGCCCGACAUCCUGAUGCCGCUCAGCCAGGAGAGUCCCAAACGCUCUACCAACCCUGUUUCCAAGCAAGGAGGUCUCUCAGCACCCCCAGCGCCCAGCACUCCAUUCUCAGGAGGCUCGAGGCGGGGAAGUUUAAUCAGCGUUAAUAGCACGUGCACGGAGAUUGGCAAUUUCGACAACGCUGAUGUCACUGGAGAGAUAGAAUUUGCCAUUCGCUAUUGCUUCGAAACCCGUUCUUUGGAAAUACGCAUCCAGGCCUGCAAGAACCUUGCUUACGGAGAGGAGAGGAAGAAGAAGUGCAACCCGUACGUGAAGACCUACCUGCUGCCUGACAGGUCGGCCCAGGGCAAACGCAAGACAGGCGUCCAGAGGAACACGGUGGACCCGACCUUCCAGGAGACCUUGAAGUACCAGGUGGAGCUCGCCCAGCUGGCGACCCGGCGGCUGCAGGUGUCCGUGUGGCACAUGGGCACGCUCACCCGGAGGGUGUUCCUUGGAGAAGUGAUCAUCCCUCUGGCCACGUGGGACUUUGAAGACAGCACCACACGGUCCCUGCGCUGGCACCCGCUGCGGGCCAAGUGAUGUCUGGUCGGGACUGGGGCCCCCUCCCACCGGAGCGCUUUUCCGAGGGAUC
Molecule: messenger RNA, 1115 nt
Organism: Myotis brandtii (Brandt's bat)
Lineage: Eukaryota; Metazoa; Chordata; Mammalia; Chiroptera; Vespertilionidae
Gene: SYTL3
Product: synaptotagmin-like 3
Exons: 10
Coding region: 341-1063 (240 amino acids)
Biological process (GO): exocytosis
Cellular component (GO): exocytic vesicle; plasma membrane
Molecular function (GO): neurexin family protein binding
Source: RefSeq, a predicted model, not a curated record